Messenger RNA from Eimeria maxima, 4320 nucleotides. RefSeq names its product kinesin motor domain-containing protein, putative. Lineage: Eukaryota; Apicomplexa; Conoidasida; Eucoccidiorida; Eimeriidae. The record is from RefSeq and is a predicted model, not a curated record. The coding region runs from base 1 to 4320 and encodes 1439 amino acids. Gene Ontology annotation, molecular function: microtubule motor activity; ATP binding; microtubule binding. The transcript has 6 exons. Gene Ontology annotation, biological process: microtubule-based movement.
AUGCCGCUGCGGGUAGGGGCAAGAAGGCAAUUUAAUACAGCAGCAGCAAGCAAAUGCAGCAGCAACAGCAGCAGCAGCAGCAGCAAGAGCAGCAAGACUAGCGGCAGAAAGAGCAGCAGCAGCAAGGCCAAGAGUAGCAGCAGGAAGAACCCGAGCAGCAGCAGCAGUAGCAGCAGCAGCAGCAGUUGCAGCAGCAGCUGCAACAGCAGCUGCAACAGCAGCAACAGCAGCAUGACCUCACUCACAUCCUCUCUGUCCUCAUUAAAGCAGCUGCCUGCCCAUCCCCCUGCUGCUGCUGCUGCUGCUGCAACAGCAGCAGCAGCUGCUGCUGCUGCAGCACCAGCUAAUACAAGACUUGCUCCUACUGCUGCUGCUGCUGCUGCUGCUCGGACAGAAGCAGCAGUUGCUGCAGCAAUAGCAGCACUAAGCAACACUAAACUUCCACCUCCAGGAGCUGCAGCAGAAACAGCAGCAGCAGCAGCAGCAGCAGCAACAGCAGCAGAUUCCUAUCAAGAGCCAGAGGAAGAAGAAGUAGCCAAUCUGCGCGUCGCAGGUACCGUGUUUGCUUAUGGAGCAACAGGAGCAGGGAAGACAUACACCAUGCAAGGGACAGCAGAGCAGCCAGGCAUUAUUGCUCGUGCUGUAUGCGACCUCUUUGCUACACUGCAGCAGCAGCAGAAGCAGCAACCGCAGCAGCAGCAUCAGCAGCAGCAGCAGCAAUGCCCCGCCAACUGCAGCUGCUGGGGAUGCUGCAGACUUCAUGAAUACAUCGUUACUGUCUCCUACUUGGAGGUCUACAACGAGAAAAUUAGAGAUUUGCUGGAGCCUAGUCGCACAAACCUUGAAGUUCAAGAAGACGCCAGCAAAACAGCAGCAGCAGCAGCAGCAGCAGCAACAGCAGCAGCAGCAGCAGGUGGUACAACACAUCCCCAUCAACACCAAUCCCUCCAACACCAACAGCAGCAACAACAGCAACAACAAUUUCAUCAAUUACAGCAUCAACAGCAGCAACAAUUACCUCAACAGCAGCAACAGCAACAGCAACAGCAACAGCAGCAGCAGCAGCAAUUGUUGCUGCUGCAGCAGCAGCAAAAUAAAUAUGUGAAUUAUAGGAACUCUAAGUUAACACAUUUACUAAAAGAUUCUCUUGAGGGAAAUUGUCUUGUUGUUAUGAUUGCUAAUGUACACCCUAAUGUGCAUGCAUUCCCAGAGAGCAGCAACACCCUUAAGUAUGCAAAUAGAGCAAAGAAUCUAAAGGUGCGUCUUUGUUUGCUGCGGGAGGCAGCAGCGCAGCAAUCACCAGAAGCAGAUAGGGCCCGUUUGCUGCUGCUGCUGCAUCAGCAGUCUCAGCAGCUGAGUCAAUUACAGCAACAGGUACAGCAGCAGCAGCAACUGCUGCAGCAGCAAGAGGAACAGCUACAUCAUCAUAAGGAACUCGUCAAGACACAGCAGCAGCAGCUGCAGCUGCUGUGGUCACAAAAGGCAGAGCUAGAGGAUCGAUUAGCAGCAACUUCUGUGUCUCGAUACCCUAGUAGAUACUCAGCAGCAGCAACAGGAGCAGCAGCAACAGGAGCAGCAGCAACAGCAACAGCACCAGCAGCAGCAGAAGCAGAAGCAGCAACAGCAGCAAAAGCUGAUGCUGAUUCUGCUGAUGCUACUGAUGUCUCUAGUGCAGACAGACAGACUGCAGCUGCAGCUGCAGCAGCAGCAACGGCAGCAGCAACAGCAGCAACAGCAGCAGCUGCUGCUGUUGCUGCUGGAGGUCGGUCUACCGACAAAACACCUCCAAGAACAAGAAGGGAUGUUGCUGCAGUUGCUGCAGCAUCCACAGACCCUGCUGCUGCUGCUGCUGCAACAGCAACAGCAACAGCACCAGCACCAGGAGCAGCAGUUGCUGCUGCUGCUGCUGCUGCUGCUGCUUCUCCAGCAGCAGCAGCUGCUGCUUCUGUUUGUUCUUCCUUAAGACGAUCACGACGGUUAGCCAAUGGAGGGGCACCUAAGACAUGUCUAUGCGAGCGCUGUCAUGACACCCCAACUCCUGCUGCUGCUGCUGCUGCUGCUGCUGCACCAGCAGCAGCAGCAGCAGUCGGAGGGGGAGGAGGAGAAGGAGCUUCUGCUGUUUCUCCUGCUCCUCAUGAUGCCGCUGCUGCAGAAGCGGCAGCAGCAGCAGCAGCAGCAGCAGCAGCAGCAGCAGAAGCUUUCGCAGCAACGGAGGCAGAUGGAUGUGCUACUAACGACUGGAACACAGACAUAGAGGCCUCAACCCUCGGGAGCAGCAGCAGCAGCAGCAGCAGCAGCAAUUGCACCAACUGCAACAGCAGCAGCAGCAGCAACUGCACUAACUGCAACAGCAGCAGCAGAAGCAGCAGCAGCAGCACCGCAGGAUGCAGGAAAAGGCUGACUUGCGAAGGCGGUCGAGCGGGCAGCCCCCCUGAAGUGUCUCGGGAGCUGCCCGAAGGGGCGCAGCAGCAGCAGCAGCAGCAGCAGCAGCAGGAGCAACAGGAGGAGCAGCAUCAGCAGGAGCAACAGCAGCAACAGGAGCAGCAGCAACAGCAGCAGGCGCAGACAGGAGACGCUGGAGCUGCGAUGGUAGAGAGUGAGGGGCCGCCUUGGCCAGACAGCAGCAGCAGCAGCAGCAACAGCAGCAGCAGCAAACCGCACAGGAAGAGGAGGAGGCUGCGCAGCGACGAGCAAGAGCUGGAGCAGGCAACUCCCCUAGACAGCAGCAACAACAACAGCAGCAGCAGCAGCACAACUGCGCGAGAAAGCUGCAGCACAGCAGCAGCAGCUGCUGCUGCUGCUGCAGCAACAGCAGCAGCACUGCGGGAUACUGACAAGAGAGCAGUCAGCACGGGUAUGCUGCCUGGCUUCUCUGGAGAAGACGGGAUGAGCUGCAGCAGCAGUUGCCACCGAUGCAGCAGCGGCAGCAGCAGCAGCAACGACAACAGCAGCAGCAACAGCAGCAGCAGCAGCGAGAUAGGGAAGAGGGUUUCUUGGACAGCCAAACCUUCUCCAGCCUUUUAUACCCCAGCAGGAUCGCCAGAAGCGCUGGAAGCAGCAGCAUCAGCAGCAACAGCAGCAGCAGCAACAACAGCAGCAGCAGCAACAGCAGCAGCAACAGCAACAGCAGCAGCAGCAGCAGAAGGUACUGAAGAACCUGAAGGCAUGAUUGUAGAGACACUGCAAGGCCUCGCACUUAAUGCCGAGGAAAGGGAAGCAAAAGCAGCAGCAGCAACAGCAGCAACAGCAGCAACAGCAGCAACAGCAGCAACAGUAGUAACUCCUAUAGAUGCAAGACAGAUACCUGCUGCUGCUGGUGCAGCAGCAGCAGAUUGUGCUGCUGCUGCUGCUGUAACACUUCAUGCAGCCAGCAGCAGCGAUCUAGCUGAAGCAGCUGAAGGUGCUGCUGCAGAUGCUGCUGCUGCAGAUGCUGCUGCUGCAGAUGUUGCGGAUUCUGCUGCUGCAGAUGAGGAUGCUGCUGCUGCAGAGAUUGCUACUGCAGAUGCAGCAGCAGCAGCAGCAGCAGCAAAGACAGAGGCGCUUAAACCAACAGCCGAGGCAGCAGCAGAAGAGGUGCCGCCUAAUGCUGUAACAGCAGCAGCAGCAGCAACAGCAGCAGCAGCAGCAGCAACUGCAGCAGCAGCAGUAAAGAACUCCCGGGAGGACCCCCAGCAGGGACGCUGCAGUGUGAGUGUCACUCAGCAGCACAAGCAGCAGCAACAGCAGCAGCAGCAGCAGCAGCAGCAGAAGCCUCAACGAUCUGCUGCUGACCUCUUUGGUAUAUCGGCAGUGGCGGGAGCUCCCCGUACACUGCGGCUGCAGCGAAGACACGAGCAGCAGCAGCAGCAGCAGCAGAAGCAACAGCAGCAGCAGCGGCAUAGGGGCCGCGGCACAUUGUUACGGGGCCUGGAGAGCCGCCGGAGCAGCAACACCAGCAACAGCAGCAACAGCAGCAGCAAACGUGCAUCCAAGGUACCUUAUCUUAAUUGGCAUGCAGGGAGCAGCAGCAGCACGCAUCCAUCAAGUCUAAAGGACAGCAGCAGCAGCAUCAGCAGCAACUACAGCAGCUGCUGCAGCAGCACCAGCAGCAUACGCAGCACACCCCGAUGCAUUAGUCCAUCUAGCAGCACCAGCAGCAUACCCGAUAGACACGAAGCAGCAGCAGCAGCAGCUGCUGCUGCUGCUGCUGCUGCAGGCAGCAGCAAAAGCUCUAGCAGCAAAAUCACAAGUUGCACAAUGAGCGGCAGCAGCAGCAACAGCAGCAGCAGCAGUAGCAGCAGCAGCAAAGCAGCAAACAGUAGUAGAAAUAAAAUUAAAUAA